AUGGCACCUACCACCCUCCCAUUACCGGGAAUUGAACAUGGCAAACGUAUUCUCACCGCGGUGAUCGAGCAGCGAGCCAAAAACAGUGCUGAUAGCGCUUGGCUAUCAGUCCCAGUAGACGACACCAACCUUUCCCUGGGUUACCGGGAUAUUACUUACCGGCAACUAAACAAUGCUGCCAAUCAUGCUGCCCACUGGUUAAACCAGAAUCUUCCUACUUCCGAGCUGUUUCAGUGCUUCGCCUACGCCGGUCCCAAAGAUCUACGAUAUUCAAUUCUGGCUGUGGCAGCUGCAAAAGUGCAGAAGGUGAUGGUAGUUCCAUCUCCACUUGUCACAGCAGAAGCUCAGUUGCAGAUCUUGGAAAGAAAAAACUGUACGAUUUAUCUCAGACCUGAGGAAAUGGCUGUGCCUGUGGCCGGGGUCUUGGAAGGCACCUCGCACAUUCAUACUAUUACCGUACCGGCUCUGGACCAGUUCUUAAACGAAACAGAAGCUGGGCAGGUAAAUUAUCCCAAGUCGUGGGCUGAAGGAAAGGAUGACCCUUGGUUGGUCUUUCACACCUCAGGAACAACGGGAAACCCUAAACCCAUCACAUAUACGCACCAGAUGAUGGCUGGGGCUGAUGUAGCUGCCUCUCUCCACGGCAUUGAGGAGACUCAUAUCCAUCAGUACGCACAAAAAAGAUGGUAUACUCCGUUGCCGUCACUUCAUUUUGUCGGCAUGCUCAUGUCGAUUGCCAUGACCUCCUUCGUCCACAUGAUAGCAGUUAUCGGACCCCCUGGACCUCAUCCUCCAGACGUCCUCGCUGAAGUACUACGCUGCGGAGACGUGGAUGGCGCCCUACUUCCCCCGGCACUCAUUGACGGUCUCUGCCUCUCAGAGACUGGUCUUCAAGCUUUACGAGGCCUAAAAUACGUCCACUAUGCCGGUGCCCCGCUGUCUGCCAAGUCCGGAAAGCUUCUUGUUCCAUAUGUGCAAGUGGUGCCCUGUGUCGGCAGCACUGAAGCCGGCGGUUACUUUACAAUUAUCCAUGACAAAUCUGAUGCCUGGGAUUAUAUUUCCUUUCAGAAACACGCGGGAGCAAUCUUUGAAAAGCGAAUUGGCGACCUGCAUGAGCUUGUAUUCGUCCGUGAUCCUGAUUGUGCGAUGCAGCAGAUCUUCUCAUUAUAUCCACACCUUGACCGGUUUGAGACAAAGGAUUUGUGGGUUGAACACCCUACGAACAAGGGUCUAUGGAAGAUCAUCGGUCGGAGCGAUGAUUAUCUCUGUUUCUCUCAUGGAGAUGGGUUGCACGCCUCGCUCCUAGAACCGGAAAUUCUGGCUCAUCCAAAUAUAAAAAAUGCGCUUAUUGGAGGAAAUGGGAAGCUGGGACCUGUACUUGUUGUCGAGCUUGUUGAGAGUACCGGCCGAGAGGCUCUAAUAGAUGGGUUGCGGCCUUAUAUUGAGAAGGUUAACUCGCGGUGUCAUGAAUCUGUUCAGGUUCCACUAAGCAGGGUUGUCAUUGCUUCAAAGGAGAAGCCGUUUAUUGCAACUAUCAAGGGGAGUGUGGCGAGGUUGCAGACUUUGGAGUUGUAUAAGGAUGAAAUUGCUGCAUUUUUCCCGUAG
Molecule: messenger RNA, 1605 nt
Organism: Talaromyces rugulosus
Lineage: Eukaryota; Fungi; Ascomycota; Eurotiomycetes; Eurotiales; Trichocomaceae
Exons: 4
Coding region: 1-1605 (534 amino acids)
Source: RefSeq, a predicted model, not a curated record